AUGGCUAGAAGCAAGAUGAAAGUCACCGGUGGCCCCGGAAUGUGGAGGCGACACGGGAUGCCUAGGCCCAUCCGCAUUCCAACUGACAGCGAUGAAGAAGUAAUGGAAAAGCCACCACCAGUCCCCAACGACGCCGACACUGAAGCGGCCGAGGAGGCAAGCAACACCGCCAGUCCAGCAACCCAGACCUAUCGCCGUCGAACUAGGGCAUCAUUGAUUGCACCACCACCUUCACCACCAUCCGUCGCGAUCGACACCCAGGAAGGCAAAACGCCUGAAGAAACCACGCCGCCCACCAGUCAUGGCCAGAAACGGCCAAGACCACCAUCACCACCACCAUCACCAAGCCCGGAGCAACAACAAGAGACACUCAGUGCCACACCUCCCAUAAGCCAAGAAGAAGACGAAUUGCCCAGCGAUCUGCCCAAACCAACCCACCCUGAUCACAUCACUCAGACCUUGACGUUCAACAAGGCAUCCGAAAGGGCCAGGCUAGAUAGAGUUUCCUCUACGCCCUACCACCCAGGUAAGUACAUUCACCUUGGCACCCUUCAAGAACUGAGAUUCCAACGCCAGGUCCAAGGACCUGUACCUCAAAGACCCAAGCUUGAAAUACAUUCACAGGUUUCUGGCCUACACAUUUUUUGGGAGGAAGGAUGCACCCAACAUCCUGAUCAGAACAGAGUUAUACAUACUAUGGUGCAUGCACCACCACCAGAAACUACACUUUGGUUAUUGGGUUGCAACCCAAAUAUCCAGCAUUAUCCAGUACCACCGCCCCCUGAUCCUUGGGCACUUGAUCACUGCCAUUGUAGUGAACCUGAAACUUUUACACCCUGCCCAUACUGA
Manihot esculenta (cassava) is the source of this 849-nucleotide messenger RNA. RefSeq names its product cell surface glycoprotein 1-like. Bases 1 to 849 code for a protein of 282 amino acids. The transcript is spliced from 2 exons. NCBI's taxonomy places the organism in Eukaryota, Viridiplantae, Streptophyta, Magnoliopsida, Malpighiales, Euphorbiaceae. The record is from RefSeq and is a predicted model, not a curated record.